This is a messenger RNA of Boeremia exigua, 1520 nucleotides long. RefSeq names its product malate dehydrogenase-like protein. The transcript is spliced from 6 exons. Gene Ontology annotation, biological process: malate metabolic process; tricarboxylic acid cycle. The record is from RefSeq and is a predicted model, not a curated record. NCBI's taxonomy places the organism in Eukaryota, Fungi, Ascomycota, Dothideomycetes, Pleosporales, Didymellaceae. Gene Ontology annotation, molecular function: L-malate dehydrogenase (NAD+) activity. Bases 347 to 1339 code for a protein of 330 amino acids. Gene Ontology annotation, cellular component: cytoplasm.
CUCAAAGAAAGCCAGAAGUUGCCAUUCGAGAUGCAGAAGUUACGACUGCCUUUAGCCCGCGUUCCAUAGACCACUUUGAAUCCGGCCGAGCCAAUCGAGACCCGCACGCCCACGCCCCUGCGCCAAGGUCGUCGAGCUCCGUUGACCCCAUCUCGUGCAACACGCUUGUACUUAAACUUCGAGUCUGCUGCGCCUGUUGCCUCUUCUACUCUUUCUCCAGCUUCGUCUUUCUCCCACUCCACUGCUUCAGUGCUUCAAUUGCUCUUUCCUCACUAGUACCCCGCAGUACUUGAAGCUACCCCGCUCUAUUUCCAACCACAUCACCACCACUUCACAGCUCAACAAAAUGGUCAAGGCCGUUGUCGCAGGUGCCGCCGGAGGCAUUGGUCAGCCAUUGUCUCUUCUGCUCAAGCAGAACCAGCACGUCACCGAGCUCGCCCUCUACGAUGUUGUCAACUCGCCCGGUGUCGCUACCGAUUUGUCACACAUUUCCUCCCCAGCUAAAGUAACAGGCUACCUGCCCAAGGAUGAGGGGCUCGCGAGCGCACUCAAGGGCGCUGACAUCGUCGUCAUCCCCGCCGGUAUCCCUCGCAAGCCUGGCAUGACCCGUGACGAUCUCUUCAAGAUCAACGCCGGCAUCGUCAAGGGUCUGAUUGAGGGCAUUGCCGUGCACUGCCCCAAGGCCUACAUCCUGGUCAUCUCCAACCCUGUCAACUCGACAGUGCCCAUCGCCGCCGAGGUCCUCAAGGCCGCGGGUGUCUUCGACCCCAAGAAGCUGUUCGGUGUCACCACACUCGACGUCGUCCGUGCUGAGACCUUCGUCGCCGAGAUCACUGGCGAGAAGAACCCCGCAAACCUCAACAUCCCCGUCAUUGGCGGUCACUCUGGCGAGACCAUUGUACCUCUGUUCAGCCAGGCCAAGCCCAGCGUCAGCAUUCCCUCUGACAAGCUCGAUGCUCUCGUAAACCGCGUCCAGUUCGGUGGUGACGAGGUUGUCAAGGCCAAGGACGGUGCUGGUUCUGCCACACUCUCCAUGGCUUACGCCGGCUACCGAUUCGCCGACAAGGUCAUCCGGGCCGCCAAGGGCGAGAAGGGCCUCAUCGAGCCCAGCUUCGUCUACCUCCCUGGUGUCCAGGGUGGCGAUGCUGUUGCCAAGGCUACUGGCACCGAGUUCUUCUCCGUUCCCAUCGAGCUCGGCCCCAGCGGUGCUGAGAAGGCCAUCGACGUUGUCAGCGGUGCCAACGACCACGAGAAGAAGCUGCUCCAGGCUUGCUACGACGGCCUCAAGGGCAACAUCUCGAAGGGCGUCGAGUUUGCCCAGAACCCUCCUGCCAAGUAAGUCAGUCCCCUGCGUGGGUCACAAGACUCUAACAAACUUCAACAGAUAGGCCAUGAUACCCUGAAACGAUGACGAAAGAUGAACACCACAAAAGAGAAAUUUCUAUGGUCAUGCAUACUUAUAUGCAAGUAGAGCUACUGCAGCCUCCCAUUUAGAUAAACCAAUGGAUCUACUGAAGACA